UCUUUAUUAUUAUUAUUAUCAUUAUCAUUGUUUUUGUUAAAGAUCUUAAAAUUCCAAAGAAUAUUUCAAGUAUUUAAAUUUAAAAUAUUAAUGUUGAAUGUAUUUAUUCAGAAAAUGUUUAGGGUGGUUGUUAAUCAAGGAAUAUUCAUGUUAGCAAGUUUAACAAGGGCAAGUCAAAACAUUAUGACAUGAAUUUACUUUUUAUAUGGUGCCCUAACGGGGGCUUCACAAGGUGCUGUACACAAUAAAAAAUAUUGUAUAUUAAAAACGUGGAUAUCAAAGAGCAACUAAUAAUACAUCAAGAAAAGCUAUAAACGCUAACCUGAAAAAGUUUUUUUAAUAUGUCACUAUUGCUUUUUUAAUAUCAGCUGGAAACAGCAGUUCCAGACUUUAGGAGCAUAAGAUGAGAAGGCUCUGUCACCCAUAUAUCGCCCAAACUUUGUGGAGCGUAACUGACACUUUACAGUGUAUUUUGUCAACAACUACUGAGGGGCUACAAACUAUGCCAAAUGCUCUUAAUUGAGAUUGUAUUUAAUCCAUCAUAUUCUUUUGACCUCCCAAUACGUAGAUAUUGUUGAAAAAUACUGUGGCAUAUUGGCUUAUUCCUUAAUGUAGAAAUGUGCUAUUUAGUUAAUACUGUACACAAAAUAGUAGAGAUAACCCUUUAGAACACUGUUGUUAUUCAUAGCCCUUUUGCAAAGUUGUAUUUACUGUGUAAACUUUUUCAUGCUGAGUUUCCAAAUGUCCUUCAUGGGUCUGUUUCACAAACCGGAACAUCCAGUUUUUCUGUGAUACAUCAACAUUUAGACCAGCAUAAGAGCUCAGAGCAAGUGGUCACUUCAAAACUUUGGACUUGCGUUUCUAGAAAGGAACUACUUUGAACUCUCUCCUGUGAAACACAUGAGAUACAGAAUAUGGCACAUUAUAAUCAAGAAUUAUCUUCAUCAUCAGGCAAUGUCAACCUGGGUGUGUCUGGCAAUCCUCAUGCCAAACCUACUGACUUUGACUUUCUGGCAGUGAUUGGAAAAGGAACAUUUGGGAAGGUACUCUUGGCAAAACUCAAAGCAGAUGGAAAAUUCUAUGCUGUGAAAGUUUUGCAAAAAAAGGUUAUAUUGAAGAAGAAAGAGCAAAAAAACAUUAUGGCAGAGAGGAAUGUGCUACUCAAGAGCCUGAAACAUCCUUUCCUGGUUGGCUUACACUACUCCUUUCAGACCACAGAGAAGCUCUAUUUUGUCCUGGAUUAUGUAAAUGGAGGAGAGCUGUUUUACCACCUGCAACGAGAGCGGUGUUUCUCAGAACCACGGGCACGCUUCUAUGCGGCUGAAGUGGCCAGUGCCAUUGGCUACCUCCACUCUCUCAACAUAGUUUACAGAGAUCUCAAGCCAGAAAACAUCCUCCUAGAUUGGCAGGGCCAUGUAGUGUUAACAGAUUUUGGCCUGUGUAAAGAAGGGAUAGAACCAGAAGAAACCACCACAACCUUUUGUGGAACUCCUGAGUAUCUAGCACCAGAGGUCCUACGAAAGGAGCCAUAUGACCGAACAGUGGACUGGUGGUGCCUUGGAGCAGUGCUCUACGAGAUGCUGUAUAGCUUACCUCCAUUUUACAAUCGAGAUAUAUCUGAGAUGUAUGAUGGAAUCUUGCAUAAAUCCCUUUACCUGCCACCUGGAAAGUCUGAAGCUGUGUGCCAUCUGCUCUACGGACUCUUGCAGAAAGAUCAGCGCAGACGAAUAGGAGCUAUUGCUGAUUUUCUGGAGAUUAAAAAUCAUGUGUUCUUUGCCCCCAUAAACUGGGACGACCUCUAUCACAAGCGAAUCACUCCUCCAUAUAACCCCAAUGUGAGAGGCCCUUCAGACCUUCAGCAUAUUGACCCAGAGUUUACCAGAGAGAUGGUGCCCAACUCUGUGGGUCGCACCCCAGAACCUACGGCAAGCCUCGCCGCCAGCAGCUCCAAUGCUUUCAAUGGCUUCUCCUAUAUUUCUGGAGAAGAUGGCUUUCUCUGAGACAUGUUCGCCGAUCAAGGGUGUUCUCAAACUAGAGUGCCCUUUAGGGCAUCAAGCAGAUAUCAUUGUCAUACAAUCAUGAUGAUAAAGACUCGAAUGGAAAAACAAAGGCAUGCUUUUUAUACUAUGCUGAUGAAGGUUAAAGCCAUAAAGAUUAAAAUGAUAAGUUUAUAAAUGCUUUGUAUAUAUAAUAAAAUAGAACAAAUGAUUUCAUCGGUCUGCGCAUUUUCAUUGUGCAACAUUGACAGACGUUGUAGAAGUUACAUUUGUUGAUUAUACCAUUGAAAAUGAUAAUUGCAAAAUCUGUAAAAAGCUUGUAUACAUCUUUGUUACUGUUAUAAAUAUCCUUAUUUAUAAGUGUUUUUGGAAAACUUAUAAAUGAAUGUAAAUGUUAUUUAAUUGUGUCUUAAGUUUAAUUAUUAACACACAUAUACAUAUACUAAGUUAUUGAGUUGUUUCUGGA
Molecule: messenger RNA, 2463 nt
Organism: Triplophysa rosa
Lineage: Eukaryota; Metazoa; Chordata; Actinopteri; Cypriniformes; Nemacheilidae
Gene: sgk2a
Product: serum/glucocorticoid regulated kinase 2a
Exons: 12
Coding region: 915-2000 (361 amino acids)
Biological process (GO): protein phosphorylation
Molecular function (GO): ATP binding; protein serine/threonine kinase activity
Source: RefSeq, a predicted model, not a curated record